AUUUCAACUCAAAGUUGCCCCUAGCUUCUCUCAACUCACAUAAGUUGUUUAAUCCGAAAGAUUCAUAUCAAAGCCACCACCUUACACAGCCACCACACAUUUUCAAGUUGCCGCAUAUAAUACCAAAAGCAUUUAUUCAUAUCAUUGUUCAUUCAUUAGUUAACAAAAAAGUUGUUACUUUUUUUAUUAGUGUUGUACAAUAAUGAUUUGCCAACACAUUCAACCAACUUUAUUGCAAGUACCCACCGGAGGAAGAGAGGCACCGGUGAUCCGGUGCCACCCACCUAAGGAAAAGGUGGUGGUUGUCAUGGGCGCCACCGGCACCGGAAAAUCAAGGCUCUCGAUCGACCUCGCCCAACGAUACACCGGCGAGAUUAUCAAUUCGGAUAAGAUACAAAUGUAUGAGGGUUUAGAGAUAGCCACUAAUAAAAUCACCGAAGAAGAGUGUGCGGGGGUACCCCACCACCUUCUCGGGAUAGUGGACCCAGAGACAGACUUCACCGCGGGGAACUUUGCCACUACUGCGUCCCUCGCGAUGAAGUCAAUAGUUGGGAGAGGUAAGCUCCCGAUUAUUGCGGGAGGAUCAAAUUCUUUUAUUGAAGCAUUGAUUGAUGAUCGGAAUUACGAAUUUCGUGCACGUUACGAUGUUUGUUUCUUGUGGGUCGACGUUGUAAUGCCGGUGCUCCAUCGGUUUGUUUUUGAUAGGGUUGACCGGAUGGUCGCCUCGGGAAUGGUGGAAGAAGUUAGAAAAAUGUAUAAGCCUAAUGCGGAUUACACGAAAGGGAUUCGACGAGCAAUCGGGGUACCCGAAUUCGAUUCUUAUUUUCGGGCAGAAUAUUCGUCUUCCACUGAUAAAAAAACGCGCACAAAAUUAUUAGAAAAAGCCAUUAAUGACACGAAAAUAAAUACAUUUUUACUAGCCCAACGUCAACUCAAGAAAAUUCAUAGGCUACGAAAUGAUAAAGGGUGGAACAUUCAUCGGCUCGACGCCACCCCUUAUUUUCUAAAUAGAGACAGUGGAGCUGAUGAGUCAUGGGAGGAGGCAGUGGCGGGCCCAGGAUCGGUGAUUGUAAACCAAUUCUUGUUCAACUUUGGUCAUUCGCGGAGCUUUGUUACCACGGUAGACAAUGACUAUAUAGCGACUAAAAGACCGGCGGCGAUGGUUGGCGCGUCUCGUUAAUAAGGGCAAAUCCAGUGUACGAAGCUCCUGCAUGCGUGGGGUCCGGGGUGUGAUAGAAGGAAUAAUAUUGUGGGGCCCUAAUAUUAUUCCCAUGACAAAAGUUGACGGACAUAUAUUGACAAAUUUUUGCAUGAAUAACAGAAUAAGAAUACAGUAGUUGAGUGGAUUUUACAUUUUUGUCCCGGACAUGUGUAUGCAUUGUUAGCUUGUACUGUACAACUAACGAUGCUGUUUGCAUGAUUUUGGGUGAAAUCUCCUACCCCUGUCAUUUUUUAUUUUUUUUUUGUAAUUUCUCUUUGAUUAGAAAUAAUAAAGUUGCUUUGUUUUGGGGUAGAGCCCAACUCAAAGUGUGUGAUUUAUUUUA
Messenger RNA from Helianthus annuus (common sunflower), 1544 nucleotides. Its product is annotated as adenylate isopentenyltransferase 3, chloroplastic. The record is from RefSeq and is a predicted model, not a curated record. Gene Ontology annotation, biological process: tRNA modification; cytokinin biosynthetic process. Gene Ontology annotation, molecular function: tRNA dimethylallyltransferase activity. Lineage: Eukaryota; Viridiplantae; Streptophyta; Magnoliopsida; Asterales; Asteraceae. The transcript has a single exon. Bases 203 to 1180 code for a protein of 325 amino acids. Gene Ontology annotation, cellular component: mitochondrion.